Leptopilina boulardi is the source of this 1244-nucleotide messenger RNA. RefSeq names its product microtubule-associated protein Jupiter (gene Jupiter). The transcript has 5 exons. Bases 433 to 1197 code for a protein of 254 amino acids. The record is from RefSeq and is a predicted model, not a curated record. Lineage: Eukaryota; Metazoa; Arthropoda; Insecta; Hymenoptera; Figitidae. Gene Ontology annotation, cellular component: nucleus.
CAGCAGACGAAUCGACUGCCUAUUAUAAACGGGAUUCACUUCUCUGAGCUUGUCAGUUCUUCGUUUGAACGUGAUAACAGCUGAUUCUUCUCCAUUAUAUAAAAUCCUUUCUAAUUAGUGUUGUGCUUCAUUAAUUUUUUUAUUUAUUAAAAAAAAGGUUUUCUGUCAGUGCAAUACGACCUAGCGAUUGUCUCUCUUAUUCUGUUUUGAUAACAAUCAGCUGAGCACUCGCCGGAUCAGCUGAUUUUCUCUCUCUCUAGAGGAGGCUGCGCUCUCCUUGAAAAAGUGAUAACAGCGUUUUGACAGUGCGCCGUUGAGGUAGGUCUGCAGAUUUGAGAGAUCGCAAGGUCGUCUCUUGUCACAGGCACCAAAAAAAAAAGUGAAGUGAUUUUUUUUUCUUCGUUUAAAAAAACAAAAAUCAUCUUUAAGGACAUGGCUACCUAUGCAGCUUAUAGGCACGUCGAACUUGAUAAUGUCGGAUAUGGCAAGAAAAGGGUUUUGAAACCACCUGGUGGCGGUAGCAGUGAUAUUUUCGGUGCCACUGCAGAGGAGACCAGCCCUCGCCGUGUGAAAUCACAUCAGGCAUCACAAUUGGGAUCAGCACUAUUUGGCGAUAAUGCAAGAAAUGGUCCAAGCAAAAGCACUAAUGGACCUGAUACGCCAAGGGUCAACAUAAAGCCCGGUAAUGAUUCUUACAAACGUCUGUUUGGUCCUCCCGAUGUCCUACCUAAUCAAAAUUCGAAAAAUCACAUGAAGAGCAAUAUUCCCCUCAGUGGUGAUAAUAAAACUGAUGUUGUUGUUAUUUCACCUGCAAAAAGCACAUCAAGCAGCAAUAAUGGUUCAAUCUGCAAUGGAACUAAUUCAAAUGAUAAUUUACACGUCAAUGACAAUACAGCAUUUAGGAGAAAGAAAAGAUUUCGAGGAGCAUCCUGCAUGCCACGCAACCCAGUCACUGGAGACGGAGUUGACGUGACGCCAAUUAGGCGCACCGCACGAAAGUGUAGAGAUGGUAAUCCAGUGACAGGUACUGGAUACGGAGCAGAUCAACAGAAUAACGUUGUGCAAAAUGGAAGUGGAAAUGCAAAUUCGAGCGGCUCUGAAAAAUCCAACGACUCAUCACCAGGCUCUGUCAAUAUGAGCAAUAAGGCCCAACGUAAUCGCGUACCACCAGGUGGUUAUUCAUCUGGUCUCUGGUAAAUCUGGCCACGAAUUACAAAAAAAAAAAAAAAUGAAAAAAUGAAAAA